GCGCGACGCCUGGCUGCCUCUCGGAAAAGCGCGGGCGUGACGUCACGGCGAGCGCGACUGAGGCGGCAGCAGUAGAGGCGGCCGGUUUGCCUGAGGAUGCUGCUCUGUGAUGCUUAUUGCACUCGAUUAGGGAUCGUUUCUCAGAAUCAAGGAGUUAGAAGUAAGCUUUCAGAUAAGUGAGGCCCCCAACAGUGCCAUUUUUCGACUCGGAAGGGGAAAAUGGAGCUGUCAGGAAUGAAAAAGAAGAGUUUGCUAGGCAUCAAAGAGAAUAAUAAAAAGUCCAGCACUAGGGCUCCCUCUCCAACCAAACGCAAGGACCGGACUGAAGAAAAAUCCAAAGACAGGUCCAAGGACAAACCAGCCACAAAGGAGUCAAGUGAAAAGGAUCGUGGGCGGGACAAAACUCGAAAAAGGCGCAGUGCUUCCAGUGGCAGCACUAGUACAAGAUCUCGGUCCAGUUCUACUUCCAGUUCGGGUUCCAGCUCCAGCACUGGCUCCAGCAGUGGGUCAAGCUCCUCUUCUGCAUCAAGCCGUUCUGGGAGCUCCAGCAGUUCCCGCAGCUCCAGUUCCAGCAGUUCUUCAGGCUCCCCGAGCCCUUCCAGGCGCAGGCAUGACAACAGGAGACGAUCUCGCUCAAAGUCUAAGCCACCCAAAAGAGAUGAAAAGGAGAGAAAGAGAAGGAGCCCAUCACCCAAACCCACCAAAGUACAUAUAGGGAGACUGACUAGAAAUGUGACCAAGGACCACAUCAUGGAAAUAUUUUCCACUUACGGAAAAAUAAAAAUGAUUGAUAUGCCGACCGACAGGCUCAAUCCACACCUCUCCAAGGGUUAUGCCUAUGUUGAAUUUGAGAAUCCAAACGAUGCAGAGAAGGCACUGAAGCACAUGGAUGGAGGACAGAUUGAUGGCCAGGAGAUAACUGCCACGGCUGUUUUGACGCCUUGGCCGAGGCCCCCGCUCAGGCGUUUCUCUCCUCCCAGAAGGAUGUUGCCACCGCCACCAAUGUGGCGCCGCUCUCCGCCUCGCAUGAGAAGAAGGUCCAGGUCUCCAAGGCGCCGGUCCCCUGUUCGGAGGCGAUCCAGGUCCAGAUCUCCAGGCCGAAGGCGGCACCGUAGUCGUUCCAGUUCUAAUUCUUCCCGAUGAAAGGCAGGACCGUGUCCGCUGCUUCUUCUUUCUUUCAUUUGUUUGUUCUUUUUUUCUUAAAAUUUUUCAAAAUAAAAGUGCAUCCAGUUUAAAAUUGUACCUUUAAAGGGUAAGGAAUGGGAGAGAAGGGAAACCGGGAAACAGAAAACUAACUAAUGUUGGUCCCAACCGGCAGUGAAUGAAGCUCCUUUCAUUGCCCAGAGUGAUUUUUAAGGGAGCUUUGAUUCUGUUGAGAUAGCUUUAUUUCAAAGUGACGCCUCUCUUCCCAUUCAUGGUCUCCUCUCUGUUUUUAAGACAGGUGAAGCCAAGAACGUUGCAAGUAAAAUUGAAAUGUAAGGAAGAUAUUUGAGAGUCAGAUUAAAACCUUUCAAAAUCUCAUAAUGUCCCUUCUCCCAGAUUUUAAAUACAUUUUUUUUGUUUUCACCKAAAGCAGAUGUUGAUUUGUCUACUAUGACAAACCUAACAAUAAAGUUUGCAGACAAACACAUAGAAGAGAAAAAACUCUUGCUGUCGUUUUUCAAACUUGAAAAAGGUUUUCUUGUAAGGUCUCUCUUUUGGUACAUGGUUCAUAAUAUUUCCCAUUUUGUCUGUAUGUAAAUACUGUAGCAGAUGUAAAGUAGAGAUGUGACUUCCCACACUCCUUUCUCUGGGGGAGUGGUGAUCAGAGACAAACAGGAGUGGCUUAGCUUGAGUUUGCUUAAACCUGCAAGAUUUUCAGCCUAAUGUACAGUCAUUAUUAUGAUGUUUUGAUUUUUUUAUUACUUUGUAGCAUCUUGUAAUCGGGUUGUGUUUGUACCUUAGAAUGGUAACAUUAAAUAAACCAGUGUGGUUUUGAAUACA
This is a messenger RNA of Anolis sagrei ordinatus, 1983 nucleotides long. Its product is annotated as RNA-binding protein with serine-rich domain 1. The record is from RefSeq and is a predicted model, not a curated record. Gene Ontology annotation, biological process: mRNA splicing, via spliceosome. Gene Ontology annotation, molecular function: RNA binding. Gene Ontology annotation, cellular component: ASAP complex; cytoplasm; nucleoplasm. Lineage: Eukaryota; Metazoa; Chordata; Lepidosauria; Squamata; Anolidae.